Messenger RNA from Daucus carota subsp. sativus, 1632 nucleotides. Its product is annotated as linamarin synthase 2. Lineage: Eukaryota; Viridiplantae; Streptophyta; Magnoliopsida; Apiales; Apiaceae. The coding region runs from base 95 to 1543 and encodes 482 amino acids. The record is from RefSeq and is a predicted model, not a curated record. The transcript has 2 exons. Gene Ontology annotation, molecular function: quercetin 7-O-glucosyltransferase activity; quercetin 3-O-glucosyltransferase activity.
GUACUAUAAAAAACCACAGAGACCUGAAACUAUCUUGCACCAACCUUCAGAAACAAAGCAAAGAGCACAAAACACAAAAAGCUCUGAUUCGAAAAUGACUCAAAAACCUCAUGCAGUACUCGUUCCAUAUCCUUCACAAGGCCAUGUAACUCCAAUGAUGAGGCUUGCCAAGCUCCUUCACUCCAGAGGCUUCCACAUCACCUUUGUCAACACCGAGUUCAACCACAAGCGUCUCAUCCGAUCCAAAGGCCCCGAAUCUGUCAAAGGAUUUUCGGAUUUUCAGUUCGAGACCAUACCAGACGGAUUGCCACCAUCCGACCAAAAUGCUACCCAAGAUAUACCUAUGUUAUGUGACUCGACGAGAAAAACAUGUUUGAAACCUUUUAAGGAGUUGCUUGGCAAGUUGAACUCGUCGCCUGAGCUGCCUCGAGUGAGUUGUGUGGUUUCUGACGGUGUUAUGUCAUUUGGGAUCAAAGCAGCGGAGGAAAUGGGCAUUCCGGCUGCUCAAUUUUGGACCGCUUCGGCUUGUGCUAUGAUCGGGUAUUUGCAUUAUCGUGAGUUCAUUAGCAGAGGCAUAUGUCCAUUCAAAGAUGACAAGUAUCUCACGGAUGGCACACUGGACAAAGAUGUCAACUGGAUAACGGGACUAAAAGAUGUGCGAUACAGAGACGUUCCAAGUUUCAUUAGAACCAGUGAUCCGGAUGAUAUAAUGUUUGAUUUCAUGGGUGAAGAAGCUCAAAAUAACUUGAAAGCCCCUGCCAUAAUUUUCAACACUUUCGAAUCAUUUGAAACUGAAGCACUGCAAGCACUGAUCUCCAAGUUCAAUUAUACCAACAUCUACCCAAUCGGGCCUCUUCCACUGCUAGGCCGUCAUGUACCCGAGAAAAGUCAGGUCAAUUCACUCAAUUCGAGUUUAUGGAAGCCAGACUCCAAGUGUCUCGAAUGGCUAGACGAGAAGGAAGACGACUCUGUUGUGUACAUAAAUUACGGAAGUGUGACAACAAUGACAAAAGAACAUUUUGUGGAAUUUGCAUGGGGACUUGCCAAUAGUAAGCGUUCAUUUUUAUGGAUCAUUCGAGAAGAUAUUGUGAUGGGAGAUUUGGAUUCAGCUGGCUUGCCCGCGGAGUUCUUAGAGGAGACUAAAGACAGGGGAAUGUUAGCAACAUGGUGCGCACAAGAUCAAGUCCUGGCACAUCCUGCUGUGGGUGCAUUUCUAACACAUUGUGGUUGGAAUUCGAUGAUGGAGACGAUCUGUGGUGGUGUGCCAGUUAUUUGCUGGCCAUUCUUUGCGGAUCAGCAAACAAAUUGUCGAUAUUCAUGCAAGGAGUGGGGAAUUGGGAUGGAUAUCAAUGACGAUGUGAAGCGGGAAGAGGUGGAGGUGGUCGUGAAGGAAAUGAUGGGCGAGAAAGGGAAGGGACUGAGGAAGAAGGCUAAAGAGUGGAAAAGAAUAGCAGAAGAAGCUACUGAUGUCGGGGGAUCAUCUUAUGUCAACUUUGAUAAGGUUAUAAGGGAGGCUUUGCAUUUUGAAGGUUCUGGUAUAUGAGAGAGUUUUAAGUUUAUAAUGUGAGUGUUGUGUGUUGCUCUUUCGUUUUUGUUUGCAGAAAUUUUACUACUUUGUUGUCUCAUGUCUCA